Colius striatus (speckled mousebird) is the source of this 1698-nucleotide messenger RNA. It is a transcript of the gene PRPH, whose product is annotated as peripherin. The coding region runs from base 1 to 1200 and encodes 399 amino acids. The record is from RefSeq and is a predicted model, not a curated record. Gene Ontology annotation, cellular component: plasma membrane; type III intermediate filament; axon. The transcript has 9 exons. Gene Ontology annotation, molecular function: structural molecule activity. NCBI's taxonomy places the organism in Eukaryota, Metazoa, Chordata, Aves, Coliiformes, Coliidae.
AUGAGUCGCGGCGGCCGCGGUCACCCACCGCGCCGUGCCCUCGGGGCUCAGCCGCCUCUCACCGCGGCCCCGGGGCGGCUGGCGGCGGCGGCGGCGGCGCGGGGCGCGGAGCGGGACGAGUUGGCGGCACUGAACGAUCGCUUCGCCGCCUUCUUGGAGCGGGUGCGGGCGCUGGAGCAGCAGAACGGGGCCCUGAGAGCCGCCCUGGGCCGCGCUGCCGCCGCCGCCGCGCCCCGCGCCGCCGGGCUGGUGCAGGGGGAGCUGCGGGGGCUGCGGGAGCGGCUGCAGCGGCUUGGCCGCGACCGGGAUAGGCUCCAGGCCGAGCGGGACGGGCUGGCCGUCGACCUGGCGGCCCUGCGGCAGCGGCUAGAGGAUGAGACACAGAAGCGGGAGGAUGCAGAGAAGAGCCUGGUGCUGUUCCGCAAGGAUGUGGACGAUGCCACGUUGUCCCGCCUGGAGCUGGAGCGCAAAGUCGAGCUGCUGAUGGAUGAGAUCGGCUUCCUCAAGAAGCUGCAUGAGGAGGAGCUGCGGGACCUGGAGGUGAGUGGCCCAAGCCCAGUGGCGGAGGUGGAAGUCUGCAAACCAGAGCUGACGGCCGCGCUGCGGGAGAUCCGCACCCAGUACGAGAGCAUCGCCGUGAAGAACCUGCAGGAAGCUGAGGAGUGGUACAAGUCCAAGUUUGCAGACCUCUCAGAUGCAGCCAACCGCAACCACGAGGCGCUGCGGAUGGCCAAGCAGGAGAUGAAUGAGUCACGGCGGCAGAUCCAGAGCCUCACCUGCGAGGUGGAUGGGCUGAAGGGCAUGAACGAGGCACUGCAGCGGCAGAUGCGGGAGAUGGAGGAUGAGUUUGGGGAGGAGAUCAUGAGCUACCAGGACGUGGUGGGGCGUCUGGAGCAGGAGAUUCAGCAGAUGAAGGAGGAGAUGGCACGACACCUGCGUGAGUACCAGGACCUGCUCAACGUCAAGAUGGCCCUGGACAUCGAGAUUGCCACGUACCGCAAGCUGCUGGAGGGCGAGGAGAGCCGGAUCACGGUCCCCUUGCAUCCUACCACCUCCUUCAGCAUAAGAAGCUCAGUGCUGGAGCCAAAGCCCACGGAGAGCCCGGUGAGGAGGAUGGUGCUGAUCAAAACCAUCGAGACGAGGAAUGGGCAGCAAGUAGUGACGGAGUCACACAAGGAGCGAGUGGAGCCGGGGCAGUGAUGGAGGGGAUGGGACCACUCCGCACCACCUGACCCAGCAGGGUGGUGGCAGGGGGGAAUCCGCAGGACCCCACGGUGCCCUGUGCAGGCUGGGGAGCAGAGCGUGGGGUCUGCUGCCCUCCACCCCAACCCUGCUGCCAACACCGCAGUGUGAUGCUGCGGCACGUCUCGGUGCCUUGUGCCCCCCCUCUGUUUAUUGCCAUUUAACGCCUAUUUAUUUAUCCACCUCCCAGGACCUCCGUCGCAUUUAACAUUUACCGACUGUCUCUCGUUUCCCUGUCCCGGGGGGUGUCCGGGGAGUCUGCCGAGGCUUCCCAGGGAUGUGGGUCCCGCUGUCCCCAGGCACUGUGUCCCCCACGGAGUCCCUGUCUACUGCCCACCGCCCCCCCGGCUCUGGGGGUGGGCUGGGGGAGAGAAGGGCUGCAGGACGCGGGCGGGGGGGCUCGGGCGGCUGUUCCCUUCCCCUCUCCCCCAUCCUACUUGAGCGGAAAAUAAAAAC